Messenger RNA from Gymnodraco acuticeps, 1828 nucleotides. RefSeq names its product proline-rich protein HaeIII subfamily 1-like. The transcript has 2 exons. Lineage: Eukaryota; Metazoa; Chordata; Actinopteri; Perciformes; Bathydraconidae. The record is from RefSeq and is a predicted model, not a curated record. Bases 869 to 1447 code for a protein of 192 amino acids.
UGACAACAGUAAUUUAAAUAAGUUGUUAAACGACUCUUGUAUGAAUGGGCAUGUUGUAAUUAGUAACUACACUUCUGUGAGCAGUGGUACAGAAGUCAUACAGCAUAUAUACUGUAUACACAGAGGUGGGAAGUAGCUAAGAACAUUUACUCAAGUACUGUAUUUUGAGAUACUUGUACUUCACUUGAGUGUUUCCAUAUUUUUCUACUGUGUACUCUUCUACUUCACUACAAUUCAGAGGUAAAUGGUGUACUUUUACUCCACUACAUGUGUUUAAUAGCUUACCUUUAGUUACUUUACAGAUUUGGUUAAGAUGCCUAUUGGUUACUGGUGGCGUUUUAUGAGUUUAUGUUUUUCAGUUUAUUUGUUCAUAAAGUAAAGUAAAGUAUAUCAUAUAUUAUAUGAUAUAAAUAUCUUUAUGUGAGAUAAGGGAUCGUUGCUCACUAUAUGAUAUGAUAAAGUGUGUUAUAUGCUCCAGGAAGGAUACAGUAUAUUGUUGAAUAUAUAUUCAAGAUAGCUAUAUACUGUAUAUAACUUUACAUUAAUUGUAAUUCAAUAUACACACAUCAAUCAUAUAUGGAUAAAAGGACAACUUCACCGUUUAUGAACAUGAUUAUAUGUGUAGAUAACCUGUGUAAAUAAUGGUUAACAUGGUAUCAGUGUUGUUCGCUUUGCAGUGUAGUUCUCUCUAACACUUGCAUUGUUAUUUUACUUAAAGUUUAGAUGAUCACUAAACCUAUAAGCCAUAACGAAAUGGGAGAUGCAGAAUGGACAGGCUUUGGCCUUCAGGAGGGAUAAACCCGCUCCAAGGAAACGGAAGUGACGUGACCUCUGUCAGAAGAUCACAAAGCAUCAAAGCAAGGUGGAGAUGCAGCUCUUCCCUGCUCCACCCUCUGGCCCUCAGGUGGAGAUGCAGCUCUUCCCUGCUCCACCCUCUGGCCCUCAGGUGGAGAUGCAGCUCUUCCCUGCUCCACCCUCAGGCCCUCAGGUGGUGUUGCAGCUCUUCCCUGCUCCACCCUCAGGCCCUCAGGUGGUGUUGCAGCUCUUCCCUGCUCCACCCUCUGGCCCUCAGGUGGAGAUGCAGCUCUUCCCUGCUCCACCCUCAGGCCCUCAGGUGGUGUUGCAGCUCUUCCCUGCUCCACCCUCUGGCCCUCAGGUGGUGUUGCAGCUCUUCCCUGCUCCACCCUCUGGCCCUCAGGUGGAGAUGCAGCUCUUCCCUGCUCCACCCUCAGGCCCUCAGGUGGUGUUGCAGCUCUUCCCUGCUCCACCCUCUGGCCCUCAGGUGGAGAUGCAGCUCUUCCCUGCUCCACCUUUGGGCUCCAUGAUAUUUACUCCAGUGAGCUCACAGGUUCCUGUCCUGGUCACUGCUCCACAGGCUCUGAAUGCCAGCCUCUCUCUGCUUUUCCUGCUCCUAGUCCUGCUCCUGCUCCAUACAGCCAAACACUGACCCGCAAAGUACUGCCCAACACGUGUGGAGGUGUGGGAGCUUUGGGACAGCGGACACUGGACACAGCCAGUGCAGGGAGUAGUGAACUACAUUGUGCCAAAGGAGCAAUGGUUGGAGGACAUAACAAAAUGUAUAUCCCCCCACCAGAGGCAUGGACACUGGACACUUAUUUAUGUAUAUAGUUCGGUGUAUAGUUUGAUAUUUAUUUAUAUAUAUGAUAUGUAUAUAUUUUAUUAAGUUUAUGAUAAUGUUUAUUUGAUGUUAAAACCCAUUUAGAGUGUUAUUUUGUUAUACUGCACCUUACUUACUUGUAUGGGUUGUUUUACAUUUUAUUAAGUUGAACUACAGUACUUUAAAAUAAAGGUUUGGUUCUAUCAAGUA